AUGGAUCACGUAAUACGAGGCCCUGGACCCACUGCAGUGCAGUCCAAGCUCGGUUACUUACUCUCUGGCCCGAUAUACAAGGAAUCUCAUGAAUCGAACACUACGAUACUACACAUAGCUACUAAUAUUCUCGAUGAGAAAACCAAACUUCAGGAAUAUUGGGAUUUAGAAACGAUAGGUAUCAAAGAUGACCCAUCUGACCUAUGCAAGUCAAUGGAUUUUGAGUCAUACUGUGAAACGCAUUUACGGUUUGAGGACAAUGGCUACAUUGCAAGACUUCCGUGGAAAGCAGAAUAUCCACCCUUGCCAACGAAUUAUGACGUGUGCGUGCGACGUACACGAAAUAUGAUUCGAAAGCUAUCACCCGACUUACGCAAGAUGUACAAUGACAUUAUCCAGGAUCAAACCAGACGUGACUUCAUUGAAGAAGUUCCCAUAGAUGAUGUAACCUGUGGUCACUAUCUCCCACAUAGGCCAGUCAAGAAAGAUUCAGCUACAACUCCAAUAAGAAUAGUAUACGACUGUAGCUGUAAAGUUGGUGAAGGAGCUAGCCUUAAUGACUGUUUAGAGACGGGACCGCCACUUCAGAACGAUCUUGCUGCAAUCCUUGUUAGAUUUCGCCUACAUCACUACGCUCUAGCAACUGACAUUGAAAAGGCGUUUCUGAACGUUGGGCUUGACGCAGAGGAUCGGAAGUUUACAAAAUUUCUGUGGUUGACGGAUAGUAACGACCCAAACAGUGCCUUCAAGGUGUACCAGUUUAAAGUGGUGCUUUUCGGAGCAGUGUGCUCACCUUUUAUUCUAAACGCCACUGUCAGGUCACACUUAGACAAACACGAAUCCCCAGUUGCAGCCGAUAUGAAGGACAAUAUCUAUGUUGACAAUGUAGCGAGUGGAGCUGAAAGCACACAUGACACUGUGAAAUACUACCAGGAAUCCAGAAAGGUAAUGAAAUCUGGUGGAUUCAAUCUCCGAGCAUGGUCGUCCAAUUGCCCUGAACUUCGGAAAUUGGCUGAAGCAGACAACGUUUACAACCCAGAUCGAAUUGCCAAUGUGCUUGGACUAGACUGGGAUACUGAACAGGACAUUCUGCGAUAUUCAAAGCGGAAAAUUGAACCUUCAAUAGACAAUCUGGUGACAAAACGUGAAGUUGUUCAAGUUACUAGCAGUAUAUACGAUCCACCUGGACUUCUGUCUCCAGUACAUGUUAUGGCUAAGAUAUUUACACAAGAGCUAUGGACACACAAGUUAGAUUGGGACGAACCGCUGCCGGACGAGCUUAACCAUACUUGGAGAAGGUUGAGUCAGGAGCUGUCAACCGUGACACAAUCAUGUGCCAUUGAUCGCAAAUACUUCGAUUGUCAAAACACUAGCAACGAUUUGUAUAAGCUUCAUGUAUUUGCAGACGCGAGCCCAAAGGCCUACGGGGCUGUUGCAUAUUUGAAAUGUGGCGGAUGCACUUCACUUGUGAUGGCAAAAACUCGGGUUGCGCCGAUCAAACCCAUCUCGCUGCCUAGAUUAGAGCUAAUGGCCGCUUUAAUCGGAUCACGUUUACUGAACUAUCUUCACAGAAACCUCAAACCACUGAUCAACAUUGAACAUGCAUUCCUUUGGUCGGACAGUCAGAUAGUUCUACACUGGAUACACAGUGAGAAAAAGCUGCCUUUAUUCGUUGAGAACCGUGUAAGAGAAAUACGUGCUUGCCAAGUCAUAACCAGAUUCAAAUACUGUCCCACAAAGGAUAACCCUGCCGAUAUUCUUACUCGGGGAAUGAAUGCAUCAGAUCUUCAAAACGCCAUACUCUGGUGGAACGGUCCACACUGGCUUAGAACUUCUGAGUGGCCACAAUGCGAGCUAUUCGAUGGUAAAUCACAUACAAUGGAUACUGACAACGCUGAUCGUGAUCCGGUCGUCAUUGUAACCAACGCAGUCGGUGAACCUGAUGUAGACAUGCGCAUCACCAACGUAAUCGACCCCGAACGUUACAGUUCGUAUACGAAACUGUUGCGCAUCAGUGCUCUCGUACUCAGAUUUGUUGCAAAUGCGAAAAAAAAUCCCCAACUACAAAACGUUGGACCGCUCACGGCAGGUGAAAUUCAAGACGCAGAAACAAUGUGGAUUAAACAUGUUCAACGUCAGAGCUACGGAGAUGAGAUCAAGACGUUAAUGUCAAAACGUAGGACAGCAGGUCCACUCGUGAAACAACUUCGGUUAUUUCUUGACAACGAUGGAAUAUUACGCGCAGGCGGACGAUUGCAUAACGCGCCUAUUGACUACGGAACGAAAUUUCCGAUUCUGAUUCCAUCUAGACAUCGAUUCGCGGAACUUAUCAUUUGGAAUGCACAUACGAACGUUCUUCAUUCAGGAUUACAAUCUACUAUCACGCAUAUUCGCCAGCGUUUCUGGAUUACCAACAUUAGACAGCGCGUAAAAUCGUUGUUACGGCAGUGUGUCACUUGCAAGAGGGUUAUGGGGAAACCAUAUAGGUCACCUAUUCCACCACCAUUACAAGCGUCGAGACUACUUAAGGCACCCCCAUUUACUGUGACUGGUGUAGAUUUCAGUGGUGCUUUAUUCAUACGAAACGAACACUCAGAAUCGAAGGCGUACGUGUGCCUCUUUACAUGCGCCGUUAUCAGAGCCGUUCAUCUGGAACUUGUUACUGAUCUCUCAGUUGGAACAUUCCUUCGUGCGUUCAGACGUUUUGCCGCCCGGAGAUCGCUUCCGAGCAAAAUUAUUUCUGACAAUGCGUCAACCUAUCUCUCUGCGGCUGCAGAACUCAAGCAGUUGUUUGAAUCUGAAUCAGUUAAAACCUAUUUAGCUAACCGCCGUGUUGAAUGGUUGUUCAUACCGAAACGGGCACCUUGGUACGGUGGUUUUUGGGAACGGUUGAUUGGGUUGACAAAGACAGCCUUGAAAAAGGUGCUGGGCCGCCGUUUCUUAACGCUUGAUGAGUUACAGACUGUCCUCACCGAGAUUGAGGCCAUACUCAAUGACCGACCGAUCACAUACCUGUCCUCAGAUACUGAUGAUUUACAACCGCUUACGCCAUCGCAUUUUUUACAUGGUAGACCACUGUCUACUGUUCCUCAUGAGUUGUACGAUACUGAUGAGUUGCGUGACCCAACGUUUGGCAGUCAGUCAGAAUAUUGCAACGACGCGCUGUGUUGA
Molecule: messenger RNA, 3171 nt
Organism: Lineus longissimus
Lineage: Eukaryota; Metazoa; Nemertea; Pilidiophora; Heteronemertea; Lineidae
Exons: 1
Coding region: 1-3171 (1056 amino acids)
Biological process (GO): DNA integration
Molecular function (GO): nucleic acid binding
Source: RefSeq, a predicted model, not a curated record